Messenger RNA from Nelumbo nucifera (sacred lotus), 1659 nucleotides. RefSeq names its product myosin-binding protein, putative (Protein of unknown function, DUF593). Gene Ontology annotation, molecular function: myosin binding. NCBI's taxonomy places the organism in Eukaryota, Viridiplantae, Streptophyta, Magnoliopsida, Proteales, Nelumbonaceae. The record is from RefSeq and is a predicted model, not a curated record.
AUGGCAUCAAUAUCAGUCAAGCAAUUAAUCGAACAGAAUCUCGGAAAAAUCCCACUUUUCUUUAUCAAUGCUGUUCUCGAAUUGAUAUUGAUAAUAAUAUUGAUUAUGGACGGCUUGAUUGCUUUUGCUGCCAAUGAAUUUGCUCGGUUCUUUGAAAUGAGAAUCCCUUGCUUGUUUUGUACGAGGAUUGAUCGUCAUUUGGUUUCCAGAGAUCCUAAUUUUUAUUACAAUGACUCAAUAUGUGAAGCUCACAGGAAAGAUGUUUCCUCCCUUGCAUAUUGCCAUGUUCAUCAGAAACUAUCUGAUACCCGGCGAAUGUGUGAGGGUUGCCUCUUUUCUUUUGCCACUGGGAAUAAGUCCGACUGUGAGAAAUACAGGUCUCUGGUGGGAAUCUUGGGUAAAGAUCUUGAGUGCUCAAUUGAAGAUGAUAAUAUAAUUCAUUUGAGAUUGUCACCUAGAGAGAAGAUGGAUGCUUUACACCAGGUUGAUAAAAGCAACAUUCAUUGGUGUUCUUGUUGCGGGGAACCUCUAAGGAUCAUGUCCUCAUUACAGGGUCUUGUUCAGAGUCUCCCGCCCAAUGUGACUACUGCUUUUCCCCAAACUCCAGAUCCUACUCCCCGAAGUCCAUUAUUAAUCAAGACCAAAAACGAAGAAACUCGUGGCUCUGAUCACUUGCGACAAGUUUCUUUCAAACUAAACACAGAAUUAGAGAUUCCAGUGCAUGAGGAGGGCUCAAGUGCAUUAACUCCAUAUAAUCAAUGUAGGGAAUAUGUCAAAAUUGGCACUGAGGAUCUGAAUGAAGAUGCAUGCAAGACGCCUGCUUUUAUCAGAGGAAAUAGGCUAUUUGGAGUCCCAUUGACAGAUUCAGCAGCAGCUACCCCAAGGUGGAUUCAUAGACUUCAAAGGAGGCUUCCAAUUGAAAAACUGGAAUCAGGUGCAGAGUCCAUGGAGGGAAAUACUAUAAAUGACGCAGAUAGUGAGGCCAUCCUUAAUUACCUGAAGAAAGAGGCACACCUGGAUCGCAAUUCUCUAAUAGCUUUAUACAUGGAACUGGAUGAAGAAAGAAAUGCUUCUGCAGUUGCUGCAAACCAGGCAAUGGCCAUGAUCACCCGAUUGCAGGAAGAGAAGGCAGCAGUGCGGAUGGAGGCUUUUCAAUACCAGAGAAUAAUGGAUGAACAGGCAGAGUAUGAUCAAAAGGCCCUACAAGCUAUGAAAGAUCUACUUAACAAGAGAGAAAUGGAAAUCAGGGCUUUGAAGGCACAGCUCGAGCUUUACAGAGAGAAGGCAGAACAUGGAGUGGCACCUGAUAUUGCUGCCUGCAAGGCACAAGCGGAUGAUGCUUACUGUCAUCCAGCAACUCGGUCUGAUUCAUUAGUUAGCACACGUUCAGUGUGGGGUAGCCCUAGACCUAUCAAUGAAACGGGAAAUUAUGGGAAAAAUGAGCAUUACUAUGCCCAAAGUAGACUAUCACAAGAAGAGAUUGCAAGGAAAUUUAUUAAUGAACCUUUGCUAAAUUUUGAAGGUGAGAAAUUCUAUCCUACGGACCAGUUCAAAACAUUAGAAAACAAGAUUAACUCAUCGUCAAGUGAUGGGGUUCACCAUUUUGUACCUAGCUCCGACAUCAUUAAUCUUAAUGAAGAAGACAAAGGUACUGUUUGA